ACCGGCCCGCUUCAUUCAGUCUUUGGCGAGAUUUUAUCGUGUGCGGACGUAUCUGCGGUCGAAAAGCGAGCUUGAAAAUCCGAAUCCGAAACCGAGUAGCAAAGAUACCGAAUUCCAAUCGAAAAACCCCGCGCGUCAUUAACGCGAAUUUAGAUGCAGUUUUCAAACCUUUGGCGCCACAACGAAAAGACUUUGCAACUGUGAUUCGACUGCGUUUACUUGAAAGCGUCGCUUGCCACAUGCUAAAAGUGUCAAUCAGAAAGCACCAGUUCAUCAACAUGAGUCCAAGCUGGAUGAGAACGGCGGCCUGGCUGCUGGGGCUCUACUGUCUCAUGUGCGUCGCCGCGAUGGCCCAGGGUGCCAGCAAUUCGGGAGCGCCCGCUGCAUCCGCUGCAGCCGCCAAGGAUGUGGCCCACAUGCACAGGCCCAAGAGGCUGGACAGGCGCUCAGGAGCGGCCAUGGCCUUGGGAUCGAGUCCUCUGACGCCCAAGCCACUGGCCAGAAGCGCUCACGGGCUCAACAAGAAGCUGCUCAGCCAGAUGGGCUUCAUGAAGGUGAAGGCGCCCAACAGCCACAACAGGAAGCGACUGGCGGUUGAGUCACGACGCCAUUCCUCGCGCGAUGAUUCACACAUGUUCAUCAUCAAAUUGCCGCCAAAUAUGCACUACUAUGCAGGACCCGGUGCGAGGAAUUCUGUCGCGGAUCAGCAGGACAAGUCUGGCCACAAAGGCAACGCACCCAGCAAGAUGACACUGGCGACAGCCACAUCUAGCACACCAGCCGCAGCAGCAGCACCAGCCGCAUCAACCGCAGCAGCAGCAGCAGUUGCAACAUCACCAGUUGCCGAGGCGUCGGCGUUGAAAGCUAACGGGAAAAAGGUCUCGUUUCCCUUCAGCUCGAAUGGGCGGCCGGGCCGCAUCUACCACUGGAACCUGCCCGUCCUGAAGGAGGCGCUCGCCAAGAAGCCCCACUUCGCCCACGUCUCGGCGGCGGAUCGCAAUAGGCUGCUGGACAUCCAGAGCGUGCCCACCUGGCGCCAGCCCUGGGAGAACGAGACCGCCGAGAAGGGCUUUAGUGCGGGCGGCGGGAAGGCCAAGUACCGCAAGUCCCUGAAGCCCAAGUCACCCACAUAUUACGCACCCGCCCAUGCGGUCAGCAAGCAAAGCUUCCACAAGUACUUCGCGGGCAAUGGCAAGCCCAAGGGAUUCUAUGUCAUCAAGGAGCACCAGAAGAAGCCGCAGUUCUACCAGAACAUCAUCUCGUAAUCCUUGGAACACCCUCGAAAGACUGCGGUGCCGGGCGUUCUGUUUUCAAUCUUCUAAACGGGGAUAUCCACCCCACUUCCGUCCAGUUUCCACUGGGAAUUCGCUCCUUUCUUGGCGAGUCCCGACUGCAUCUAUAGCAACCUGAGCAGCUGUUUAACAACUGCGAUGGGUGAGAUCUAUUUUUAUACCACGGCAUGAAUACAAUAACAGGUGGGCUGGUCCAAGCUGGGUGCACCUCAUAUCAAUCUAUGAUCAGCCAUGUCAGCACAUAGAAGGAGUCAAUACGGCGUCCAUUCAUUUGAGACUUUAAUGCUACCAACACCAUUAUGGUAAAAACAGAAGAGACUGGGUUGGGAUUUGACUUGGUCACAACACAGUUGAAAAAUACAUUAAAAAUUUAAUU
Messenger RNA from Drosophila erecta, 1668 nucleotides. RefSeq lists its product as uncharacterized. The record is from RefSeq and is a predicted model, not a curated record. The transcript has 4 exons. The coding region runs from base 240 to 1265 and encodes 341 amino acids. NCBI's taxonomy places the organism in Eukaryota, Metazoa, Arthropoda, Insecta, Diptera, Drosophilidae.